GCAACGACGAGACGGUGCGCCAAGUGUCGGCGGCCGGAGGCGAGUGCUGGGCCUACACCGUCGACCUCUGCGACCGCCACUCCAUCUACAAGGUCGCCGCCAGGGUCAAGGAGGAGGUUGGCAAGGUGGACAUCCUGGUGAACAACGCCGGCAUCGUGACGGGCAGGAACUUCAUCGACUCGCCCGACGAACUCAUCCAGAAGACGUUCGAAGUCAACAUCAUGAGUCACUUCUGGACCACCAAGGCCUUUCUCCCUGAUAUGAUUUCCGCCAACAAGGGUCAUGUGGUCACUGUGGCCUCUCUGGCUGGCCUCUCUGGGGUCAACAAGCUUGCCGACUACUGCGCCUCCAAGUUUGCUGCCGUGGGCUUUGACGAGAGUCUGCGGCUCGAGUUGCUGGUUGAAGGACAUAAAGGUGUCCACACUACAGUUGUGUGUCCUUACUAUAUUAGCACUGGAAUGUUUGAUGGAGUUAAAUCAAAGUUGAUCCCAAUCUUAAAACCGGAGUAUGUUGCCUCUGAGACAAUAGAUGGCAUCUUGCUAAACCGUUACACAGUCAUCCUGCCUUCCUUCUGCCGAUUCAUGAUUCUUUUGAAAUACAUCCUUCCAUUCAAGGGGGCUUAUCGAAUCUACAAGGCAUGCGGAGGACACAUUUCCAUGGAUGGGUUCCAGGGUCGCAGUAAGGACUUGCAGCAGCAGCUCAAGAUGACCAAUGGACCAGAGAAGCAGAAGCCACAAGGAACCCCAGAGGUGUAAAAGUGUACCAUGUUGAUGAGGACUUUAUAUUGCAAUCUUUCCCUGUAGGAUGUUAGUAAUGAUAUGUAUAGGUUUUUCUUUUUUACUUUUGGAAACAAAAUGAAUAAAUAAAUAAGUAGGAAGUAAUUUAAGCUGUAUCAGCUCUUAUACAGAUUACCUCAAACAUGUUCAUAAUAUCUAGGCUUAGUUGUUUUGACAGACAUAAAAGAAGAUUCAUAUCUCAUUAAAAAAAAUGUAGAUACCUUUUAAUAGAAAUAUAAGAGGAGAUGGAAAUAUUAUUUGUCUUCAAAGUCUUAUUUUUUCGUACUGAAAGGACUGGUUUUUGCUUAGCUCAUGUCCAGUGAGGAUUGGUAGAUUUUUUUCUGAGGUAUCAUGUAAACACUUAAGUUUUUUCCAUUUUGAAUCUGGUGUCCAAUUAGGUGUUUGUUAUCUACCUUGGAUUAUGAUGAUUGUUAUGCAAGAAGUAUCUUAAUGCUAUUUCAGAAAUAUAAGUAGUGAUUCUUUUCUUGGAAUAAUUGUAAUGUAUUCUUCUUUACAUUAAACAUGGAUAGUAAAUAAGCAUGCAGCUACUACAGAUAUCACUGAAUAUAAAAAUCAAGUGCAGGUUAUAGAUAACUUUCUUUAUUUACUUUGUUAUUGUUUUUUUCCAUUUUGAAUCUGGUGUCCAACUAGGUGUUUGUUAUCUACCUUGGAUUAUGAUGAUUGUUAUGCAAGAAGUAUCUUAAUGCUAUUUCAGAAAUAUAAGUAGUGAUUCUUUUCUUGGAAUUAUUGCAAUGUGUUCUUCUUUACAUUAAACAUGAAUAGUAAAUAAGCAUGCAGCUACUACAGAUAUCACUGAAUAUAAAAAUCAAGUGCAGGGUAUAGAUAACUUUCUUUAUUUACUUUGCUAUUGUUUCUUAUCAGGCUUCUUGUUGCAGAAAACAAAAGUACUAUGGAACAAUACAACUCAGUCUUACUCAGUGUAAUAUGCAUAAUCUUAUUGUUAUCAGUUUUGGAAAAUCGUGAAUUUCAGGAAUUCAUGUUUUAAAUUUUGUAAUAUAGAUCUAUAUUACAUCAGCUGUUACAAAUGAAUAUUUUUUUAUCAUCAGGUUAGCUAUAUUUGAAAAAAUAUAUUGAAAAUAAUGUGAGAAGAGUUGUAUUUUUUUCAUCUGUUUUUCCAUAUCACUCCCUUACAUUUAAAUAUUGCAACUAAUAAUAGCAGUAAUACUGAUCACAAUGACAAUAAAAGUAAUAAUUAUUUCCACUAUAUGCCAAAUACAAAGUGUAUAAAAGUAAUGUAAGUUACAAGUGUUUGAAGAAUGCAUGAUAUUGAAAACAAAAUAUAAGUUUGAAACUUAAAACAAAAAAGAAACAGACAAAUGUAUAGAAAAAACAAGGUAAAAGAAAAGGAAGACAAAUAACAUACAUAAAGCACUUUAUGAAGCAAACUACAGUAAAAAAAAAUAUGGAACCAGCAUCUAAUUGGUUAUUAAAUUGACGGAAUGGUUAUCUUCAUUAGUUUGAAUAGCAGUUGCCUCUUUCCAUGAAUGAAUCUUACAUUUGAGUUGCACUUUUCAAUGGUGCUAAUUCUAACACCUACAUAUACUACUUUAUGAUACACAGAGUAUUUAUUGCUGUCUUUAUAAGUACCCCAUAAUGGAGUUCAGUAAAAAAACAAAGGGCUUUAUAUGUCAGACAGUUAAUUUUAUUGAAGGAAAUAAAAUUAAAUUGUCUAGUGGAAGUAUUUCUUCCCAAGUCCCCUUGUUUCUUUCCUUAUGUCAUUUGUAUCAGUGAGCAUUUUGUUGCCUUCACAAAAAUCUGCUAUCGCGCAAAAUGUGAUGAAAUAGUAUUUGGUGGCCCUCUAAGUUAUAUGGUGCUUGCUAGAAAUGUCCUGGCACAUCACUGAAAUGGUCUUUUGUCUGUAGUUAAUUUGACCUUCAUGAAUUGUAAACAAGUAAAACCAUUUGACAUAGAAGCAUACAGAACUGCAUCCAACAUGAAGUAUUUGCUCAGAAUAAAGUGCCAAAGUACAAAGGAAUGCCACUUUAGCAAUUGAAUGAAUAAGAAACCAAGACCUUACAUGACCUGAGUUUUUUUCUAUUAAUAAAUAAUAGCAGAAUAAAUAACUUUGCCUUAGAAAAUUACAGAACUAUGAAUAAAGCAUGCUUCAAGUCAAGCAGUGUUUCGAGUUCUUAGCGUUUUUUAUUGCUACAAGAAAAAAAUCAUAUAACCUAAAAUAUCUGAAUCUGUCACAUUAUGUAAGUGCUUAUAACAUCAUAAGCCAAUCUGAUGAUAGGAUGACCUCAUUAAAGAUAUAUGACUUUGAGUAACAACAGCAAUUUAGAGAUAUAUGUAUAUGUAUGUAUUAAAGGUAAUAUUUCUUGUAAAGAUCAUGCCAAAAGUGUCAUUGGCAUUGAAGAGAAUAUCUAAGUCUUCCAUUUUCAGUGUAGAUUGUCCUAAUAUUUAUUUUUAAGAACCUCUUGACAUCUUUUUUAUAUAUAAAAUGGGGAAAGAAAGUCGCAUUUUUAGAUUAUCAAUAUGUGUGUAUUUACUGUUUAUUAUUGCUAUUAUUAUAGGUAUUAUAUCCUUUAUUCGAAUCAAAGGAAAGGUUAUUAAUGUGGAAAUCUAGCAAAAUAAAUUUUUGUUAUGUAAAUUGUGCUUAAAGUUAAUUUCUAAAAAAAAUCUUUGUGGGUAUUUUAUACAGUAGUCAAUGACAUACCUGCAACGGAGUUUAUUUUACAUCAACAAAAUCCUCUCUUCCGUUUUAUCUGUUACCUCACUGUCUCAUCCUCUGUUUCUUUCUGUCAUAAGAGUGUUUUUACUGAAUUUUACUGUGCAUUAUUCUCUAUAUGAUUUGUGUGGUACUCUGCAUUAUUCUAUAUGUAAUAUGUAGCAAAAUAUCAAAAUGUAAUAUUUUUGCCUUUGUACAAUAUUUGUCUCUAUAGUGUGUAGCUUUUACCAAAAUGUUACAUUCAGUAUUUCAAGCACAUUAAAAAAUAUAUAUAUUACAGGACUGUGCUGUAAGAGUUAUGUGUGCAAAAUAAAAGAAGUAUAUUUGAA
Molecule: messenger RNA, 3794 nt
Organism: Penaeus vannamei (Pacific white shrimp)
Lineage: Eukaryota; Metazoa; Arthropoda; Malacostraca; Decapoda; Penaeidae
Source: RefSeq, a predicted model, not a curated record